AUGUUCGGAGUAUUCGCUCGUUUGACUGUUGCUAUCACCAUUAUGGCUAUCCUGCUCUGUAUGGUGGGUGAAGCUAAGGCAAAUUACAAAAAUGCUCCCAUGAAUGGUAUCAUGUUCGGGAAGAGAGGACCCACUGAAUAUGAUACUCGGGGAAAAACCUUCACUGCACUCUGUGAAAUCGCCACAGAAGCCUGUCAGACCUGGUUUCCAUCACCAGAAAAUAAGUAA
Molecule: messenger RNA, 228 nt
Organism: Danaus chrysippus (African queen)
Lineage: Eukaryota; Metazoa; Arthropoda; Insecta; Lepidoptera; Nymphalidae
Source: the annotation of a GenBank genome assembly